Osmia lignaria (orchard mason bee) is the source of this 417-nucleotide messenger RNA. The record is from RefSeq and is a predicted model, not a curated record. Lineage: Eukaryota; Metazoa; Arthropoda; Insecta; Hymenoptera; Megachilidae.
AUGUCAGACCAGGAGGCAAACCUGACUGAACCGGGGGAAUGGACAAUAAGAGUGGCAUCGUGGGACAUGUGGAAUACACAGCACUUCCUGGACCAUCCAGAGAUUGUGCUGUCCCUGGAAGAGAGUAUCAGUGAUCACAAGCCCAGAAAGGUCAGAAAGGACAAAAUGGAUUGUACCCCAGCAAACAGUGAUAUGACGGAAAAUACAGAGCCGAAUAUAAAUCAGGGGAACACCAAGUCGGCCUUAGAAAUAAAUUCUGAAAAAGCUCAGGAGAUAGAGGGUCAAGAGGAGGAAGAGGCAAAGGAGAAGGUAGAGGAGGAAGAGGGGGAGGAGAAAGCAGAGGAGGAAGAGGCGGAGAAGGUAGAGGAAGAGGAAGAGGAAAAUGGGGAGGAUAUGGAAAAAAUAAUACAACCAUAA